Sycon ciliatum is the source of this 1935-nucleotide messenger RNA. RefSeq names its product thyroid receptor-interacting protein 6-like. Lineage: Eukaryota; Metazoa; Porifera; Calcarea; Leucosolenida; Sycettidae. The record is from RefSeq and is a predicted model, not a curated record. Gene Ontology annotation, cellular component: cytoplasm; stress fiber; focal adhesion. Gene Ontology annotation, biological process: signal transduction. The coding region runs from base 1212 to 1670 and encodes 152 amino acids. The transcript has 6 exons.
CUUAGUUGUCAGUCUGGCUCCAGGCUGUUUAUGAACUGUAUACUAAUCAGCCAUUCCCAAUGGUUCAAGUACAUGUAGAUCCACAUACAAUGUGAAGUAAUCCCUGCGACUCGUAGGCCGUUUCAUAGUGCCGGUAGGUCCUCCUGCGCUGCAAUGAGACCGGAUGAAGUAGGUCACGGGAUAGAUCUCAGAUGAUGGAGUUCAAAGUUGACACCGCAGCACCACCAUCUGUGUACUGUUACCGACGUCUUAGUAACUCUUAGACUAUGGCCUGUGAGCCUGUGUCAAGACUAGACAUGCACGAGUACAAAACUCAAGGCAAGAGUGCAUAGCUCUUGCACUCUUGGUGCCAUCGUUCCCACGGUCAUCACUCGGACCUGCGGCUGAUGGGAAGUGCUUCUCUUCAAGUGAUCCUUCCUCCACUGGCGACCUGAGCAUAGCUAGCAAGUAAGUAACAGUUGAUUGGAGUACUCACUGGAGUCAUUCCACUCCACUCGACAUCUCUUCUCCAACAUGAUUCAGACUGUGGCGUAUGCAAGAUCGGCAGCCACGAGGAUCAGAAUGGGUGGAGGAUAUCAUUCUGCGGAUACCGUGCACCAGCACCGCACUGCGAAGAUAGGACUGUGGAGAGUAGUACCAGGGAGUCGUAUUUUACGACUCCCUGGUUAGUACAGUCAUGUACUAGUACUAGAGUAGCUGAGUGACUCACUUCUGUCAAGUUCUGAGCAGCAAGGCAAGACCACCAGCGAUUAGCGAGUCGUACAAUCAUGCAGUCAUCUAGUGGUACUUCUUCGCUAUCUUCUACUACUACUAGCUUGUUGAUGGGUGUGGUGUUUUAAGCUCUCUGCCAGAACGAUGAAGGCGCAUGUAGCGAUGGGUGGCUUGCGAGCGUGGUGCUGUCCGACUGACUAUCCACGCUACCAAUUCCAUGGGUAGAAAUUACACAGCUCUUCCGCACCAGGACUUCAUGGUACUACGGUGUGCAGCAGCUAGAAGCAUCGGAGAGAUUCCAACAGGAUACGUCUCUUCUCCGUGCUUUCUUUGAUGAAUGUAACAGUCUUCCAAGUGCCAGUGCUCUUCUGUUCGUCAGUUUCCAACCCGCUUUGUUGAUGCACCAACUGCUGCUGCUGCUGCUCAAACUCUUCACCCGACGACACCGUUCAGUUGCGACCAACACGUGCGUGUACUUUGGACUUUGAACCGCGCAAAUCAUGGCUGGAAUGACCAAAGAAGAGCUCAUGAAGCACGUGUAUGUACGAUGUGCGGAGUGCGAGGAGUACAUCACAGACCAGAUUAUCCGUCUGGAGGGCAAGCCGUACCAUGGCCAUUGCUUCUUUUGCCAGAGUUGUCAGAAGGAACUGAAUGGAGAGUCUUUUGUGCCACCCAGCGAGGAUCAGCCGGAAGUAUUUUGCGUGGAGUGUCAUCAGCAGCGGUUUUCUCAGCGCUGUACCAAGUGUGGGAAAGCAAUACUUCCAGAGAAGGGAGAAUCUGAAUCCAAGAUGCUGGUGUUCCUCGACAAGAACUAUCAUAUCUGCUGCUUCAAAUGUCAGGAUUGCAGCUGCAGUCUACGCGCAAGCGACGGCGAAGGCGAGGGCUGCUUUCCUUUCCAGGGUGCUCUCCUCUGUCGUACAUGCAAUCAGCUACGAGUCGAGGAGUACACACGGCCAUAGUGGCGGUAGUUCUCACCAGCACUGUGCAUGGUUUUACUCCUACUGAUGUGUAUGCAUACCAGCCCCAGAGGUUGCACCAUGCCCUCAUCGCUUUGUACUCCUGUGGAAUACAUCAUAAACCAGAAACAUUCGAUGAGUAUUGACGUACGUGUAUUCAUAAAAGCGCAUCCAUUUCUAAUGUUCACCAUUGACAUCAUUAUGAUUCAUGUUAUAAUUACAGUAUUACACAAUAUGCAACAAGCAGAACACGCUACAUUUUAUUCCA